Molecule: messenger RNA, 2644 nt
Organism: Ichthyophthirius multifiliis
Lineage: Eukaryota; Ciliophora; Oligohymenophorea; Hymenostomatida
Exons: 5
Cellular component (GO): cytosol
Source: RefSeq, a predicted model, not a curated record
GAAAUAAAAACUGAAUAAGGAGAUGUAAAUUAAAAUGUAGGAACUGCAGCAUUAUAUUAAGAUUCAAACUCUUAAAAAUUGAAUAAUAGUAAUAAAAAAAAUAGUAUUGAUAAUGAAAGCAAUAAAAAUAAUGAAAAAAAAAAAUAUAGUGACGAUAAUAUAGAUGAAAAAUUGAUAAUAUAAAACAAUUAAGAAAAAAUUAAUAUUAAAAUAUAAACUAAAAAUAAUUUUGAAAGUGAUUAAUAAUUUCUUAAUAAUUUGUAAAUCUAGUUUUAAGAAGAUUAAAGAAAUACCCAAGAUGAGGAUAUAUCUAAUAUUAAUACUAAUGAUAAUUAAAAUUUAAAAAGAGAAAAAAAAGCUCCUUUUGAAUUUCAAAUUGGAGUUGUAUAUACAGGAGAGUGGAUUGGUUUUAUUUUCUUAAUACAAAAGAAUUUUGUUUAUAUUAACUUUUUUUAUAAUAUUUUUUAAUUUAUAUUAUCUUUUUAAUAUCUUUUAAAAAAUUAUAGGUAAAUGUAGAGAUGGCUAUGGAAUUUAAACUUGGGCUGAUGGAGCAAAAUACGAAGGUUAUUGGAAAGAUAAUAAAGUAAGCGGAUAAGGUAAAUUUUGGCAUGUAGAUGGUGAUAUAUAUGACGGAUAAUGGGAAUAAGAUAAAGCAAACGGCUUUGGAAAUUAUAUACACAUUAAUGGUGCUACUUAUCAAGGUCAUUGGAAAGAUGAUUUAUAAGAUGGAUUUGGAAUAGAAAUUUGGACUGAUGGAUCAAAAUAUGAAGGAUAUUAUAAAGAAGGCAAAAAGCAUGGCGAAGGGAAAUAUAUUUGGAGUGAUAAUUCUUAAUAUAUAGGUAAUUGGUUUGAAAAUAGAAUUUCAGGGAAAGGAAUUUAUAUAUGGGCAGAUGGACGCAGAUAUGAAGUUUUAUAAAAAAAACAUUAAUAUCAAAUACUAAAAAAAAUAAGGGCGAUUGGCUUAAUAAUAAUAUGCAUGGAAAAGGUAUAUAUACUUGGAAAGAUGGAAGAAAAUAUGAAGGAGAAUAUUUAUAUGAUAAAAAGAAUGGCUAUGGAAUUUAUACUUGGGCUGAUGGAAGAAGAUAUGAGGGAAAUUGGACGAAUGGAAAGUAACUAUAUAUUUUAUAAAUAGUAUUUAUUUAUUUUUUUCCUUUUUUAGAUAACAUGGCAAAGGUAAAUAUAUAUUACCUGAUGGAUCAGUAAAAUUAGGGAUUUGGGAAGAAAGCAAAAGAAUAAAAUGGUUAGAAAAUGAUACUGAUUUUGAUUUAAAAAGCCUUUUAUCUUCUUAAGCUUAAUAGAAUUAAUGAAUUUUAUUAAAAAGAGAAUAGUGAAUUUUUGCAUUUAUUGAAUAAAAGAUUUAUCUUUAAUAGAAUUGUAAUUAAUAUAUAGGUUUAUGAUUUAUUGUGUUUAAAAAAAAAUAUGUAUAAAAUACUUAAAUAAAAAACAUACAAAAUAAUAACUAAAAUUGAUAAUUAUAAAAAAAAAAAACGUAAAAUUUAUUUUUUCAAUACAUAUCACCCAUUCCACCCAUACCUCCCAUAGGCAUUUUAGGACCAUCUUUCUUAUCUUUAACAUCUUCAACAACAAUACAUUCAGAAGUGAUCAUUAAAGAGGCAACAGAGGUUGCAUCAAUAAGUGCUCUUCUAACAACUUUAGUUGGAUCAAUAAUUCCAGCAUCAAAUAAGUUACAAUAGACAUCCUUGGCGGCAUCGUAACCAAUGGCUUCAUCGUUUUAUUCAAGAAGUUUACCAACAAUAAUAGCUCCUUCUUUACCGGCGUUUUCUGCGAUAGUUUUGCAAGGGAUUUAAAUAGAUUUUUUAACAAUUUAGAUACCUAUGUUUUAAUCGAAAUUUUCUCCUUUUAAUUAAUCUAAGCAUUUAGAAGAAUAUAAUAAAGCGCAACCACCUCCGAUAACAAUACCUUCUUAAACAGCAGCUUUAGUAGCACAUAAGGCGUCUGUGAUUCUAUCUUUAAUUUCUCCUACUUCUACUUCUGAAGCUCCUCCUACUUUAAUAACUCCAACUCCUCCUUAAAAUUUAGCUAGUCUUUCUUAAAGUUUUUCUUUAUCAUAUUCUGAGGUGCUAUUACUAAUUUAUUCUUUUAUUUAAACACAUCUUUCUGUUAUUGCUUCUUAUUCACCAGCUCCAUCCAUUAUGACAGUAUCAUCUUUUGUUACAAUGACUUUCUUGCAACUUCCAAGUACAUCUUUUUUUUUAUAAAUAUUAUAUAUAUAAUAUAUAUAAUUUUAUACUAAUUUCCGCAUUUUCAAAGUUUAAGCCAACUUCUUCACUAAUUACAACACCAUUAGUCAAAAUAGCAAUAUCAUUUAAAAUAGAUUUUCUAUUAUCACCAAAAGCGGGAGCCUUAACAGCACAAACAUUCAAACCUCCUCUAAUUUUAUUUACAACUAAAGUUGCUAAAGCUUCAGAUUCAACAUCUUCGCAAAUUAAAAGGAUAGGUUUGUUUUAUUUCAUUGCAUGUUCAAGGAAAGGUAAAAUACUUUAUACAUUAGAUAUUUUCUUUUCAGCUAUUAAAAUUAAAGGGUUAUCUAAUUCACAUUUUUAAGAUUUUGUGUUGUUUACAAAAUAUGGAGAAAUGUAUCCUCUAUCAAAUCUCAUACCUUCAACAAAUUCGAUUUCAUGAC